Colletotrichum phormii is the source of this 525-nucleotide messenger RNA. RefSeq lists its product as uncharacterized. The record is from RefSeq and is a predicted model, not a curated record. The annotation marks the transcript as partial. NCBI's taxonomy places the organism in Eukaryota, Fungi, Ascomycota, Sordariomycetes, Glomerellales, Glomerellaceae. The transcript has a single exon.
AUGUGCUUCACCCAGAAGACCAUCCACACAGUAUGUGCCCAUUCCGCCGUAGAGCUAAUCGAGUGCAAAAAGUUUCUCGCAAAAAGCGACAAGACUGACCGCAAUGCCUGCAUCGUACCUCUCUGCCAACACACCCAGGCCCUGGCCACAGUCCUCGGCUUCUGCCAUCACUGCGAGGUAGUCUACAAAGACGUCGACGUCUCCUCUGUCAGUGCCUCGGAGCUGCUCGAAAAUUACUGGAAAUUCAAGGCCGUACAGAAAUGGCACCACCCCGUCGAUCCUCUUAUGAUCCCCGCCUCGGCGCUUACAGAAGCGAGCAUGGAGCUUUCCUCAUCGUGGUACACCUUCGCACGAAAUGAAAAGGAACUAGGAAAAGACAUGGUAAUGGCUACUUCCGUGCAGUCACUGGUCCAUGCCCUUGGCGAGCCCAUCACACACCCUUCUUGCGAUUUGUGCCGGAGGAAACAUCGCACGGAUGUCUGUCGGAUGGCAGUUGGUGGACAGAGGGCGACUGUUAGCUGGGCU